This is a messenger RNA of Haliotis rubra (blacklip abalone), 452 nucleotides long. RefSeq lists its product as uncharacterized. NCBI's taxonomy places the organism in Eukaryota, Metazoa, Mollusca, Gastropoda, Lepetellida, Haliotidae. Bases 120 to 425 code for a protein of 101 amino acids. The transcript has 3 exons. The record is from RefSeq and is a predicted model, not a curated record.
CGUGCAGGGGUGACAUUUUUGUAGCGCGUAGAGCAUGGGAGGAAGAAGGAUGACUGCGGCUGAUAAGACCACCCAGGCCAGAGUCAUUGCAGUUGUCUUCGUGACUCUAAGUGAAGGUCAUGGUCACGGACAUGGUCACGGUCAUGGUCACGGACAUGGUCACGGUCAUGGACACGGUCAUGGACACGGACAUGGUCACGGUCAUGGACACGGACAUGGACACGGACAUGGUCACGGACAUGGACACGGACACGGACAUGGUCACGGUCACGGGCACGGUCAUGGUCACGGUCAUGGACAUGGUCACGGACAUGGGCAUGGGCAUGGGCAUGGGCAUGGUCACGGCCACCACGGUUGAAACAAAGAAAAGGCUUUCAAGCUAUAUAAAGCGUGACGUUUUGGCCACAGCUACAUUGGGGAACUAAGGGAAAUAUUUUGAAAUAAAUUAUUAC